This is a messenger RNA of Cryptotermes secundus, 4431 nucleotides long. It is a transcript of the gene me31B, whose product is annotated as ATP-dependent RNA helicase me31b. NCBI's taxonomy places the organism in Eukaryota, Metazoa, Arthropoda, Insecta, Blattodea, Kalotermitidae. Gene Ontology annotation, biological process: P-body assembly; cytoplasmic stress granule assembly. Bases 339 to 1688 code for a protein of 449 amino acids. The record is from RefSeq and is a predicted model, not a curated record. Gene Ontology annotation, molecular function: ATP binding; mRNA binding; RNA helicase activity. Gene Ontology annotation, cellular component: cytoplasmic stress granule; P-body. The transcript has 11 exons.
AUACUGCUGUUCAGAUGGCGUAAAAAUACUUUGUCGUUCUAGCUGCAUAAGAGUCUUCUCUAGUAAGUCAGGUAACGAACAUAUGUUGCAGACGGUGGAUGAUCAGUUGCAGGGUGUUAUAUUACAUUACAUGAUAUCUCAGUACUUGUAUCUGUACUGGAUUACGUCUACAGGAUUUAGCCUGUUGCCAAGUUCCAACAGUUUUCAUACAGUGCUUAGUAGUGCUACAGAACCACCGUGGUUAUUCCAGUGCCCUUUAAACAAGUGGUGAAAGUGAAUACGUGAACUAUUAACUAUCAUAGAUACAAGCUUUUGGCCAUUCUUGGCCCAGCAUAACCAUGAUGACAGAAACACACAUUAAUUCAAAUCAUGUGGCAGUUAUGCCAGGACUGAACAGUAUCAGCAGUCAAAAGGGUGGCGUUGAUAAAAUAGAUGACAUUGGGUGGAAAGCGAAGCUGAAAAUACCACCAAAAGACAGGAGGGUGCAGACAAGUGAUGUGACAGACACCAGAGGCAAUGAAUUUGAGGAGUUCUGUUUAAAACGUGAAUUGUUAAUGGGGAUAUUUGAAAAAGGCUGGGAGAAGCCGUCUCCCAUUCAGGAAGCCAGCAUUCCCAUUGCUUUAUCCGGGAAGGAUGUUCUAGCACGUGCCAAAAAUGGAACCGGCAAGACUGGUGCAUACUCCAUUCCCGUACUUGAACAAGUAGAUCCGAAGAAGGAUUGUAUUCAAGCACUUGUGAUUGUGCCAACACGAGAACUGGCACUUCAGACUAGUCAGAUCUGCAUAGAACUCGCGAAACAUAUGGACAUCAAAGUCAUGGUCACCACUGGUGGAACCAAUCUUAGAGAUGACAUUAUGAGGAUUUAUCAGAAAGUUCAAGUAAUUAUUGCUACACCCGGUCGAAUUUUAGACCUAAUGGACAAAAAUGUUGCAAUUAUGGACAGUUGCAGAAUACUAGUCCUGGAUGAGGCCGAUAAACUGCUAUCACAAGACUUCAAGGGCAUGUUGGACCAUGUCAUCUCCCGGUUACCCAAAGAAAGACAGAUACUACUGUUUUCAGCGACAUUUCCACUCACAGUAAAGCAGUUCAUGGAGAAACAUUUGCGGGAACCAUAUGAAAUCAACUUGAUGGAAGAGUUGACACUGAAAGGGGUGACACAGUAUUAUGCCUUUGUGCAAGAGCGGCAGAAAGUGCACUGUUUGAACACCCUCUUCUCUAAGUUACAAAUCAACCAAAGUAUAAUCUUCUGUAAUUCAACGCAGAGAGUAGAACUCCUUGCGAAGAAAAUUACAGAGUUGGGAUAUUGCUGUUAUUACAUCCAUGCCAAAAUGGCACAAGCUCAUCGUAACAGGGUGUUUCAUGACUUCCGUGCUGGAUUGUGCAGGAAUCUAGUGUGUUCAGAUUUGUUUACACGGGGUAUAGAUGUCCAAGCAGUAAAUGUAGUAAUCAACUUUGACUUUCCCAAAAUGGCGGAGACGUACCUUCAUCGUAUUGGUCGCUCUGGAAGAUUUGGUCAUCUUGGGAUUGCAAUCAAUUUGAUUACAUAUGAGGACCGCUUUGCCCUGCAUCGCAUCGAACAAGAACUUGGCACAGAGAUCAAGCCUAUUCCAAAAGUGAUUGAUCCUUCGCUAUAUGUUGCGAAACUUGAAGAUACUCAGGGAAUUGAGGAAGGAAAUGUAAGCAAAUAGAGACUCCUGUGAUAAUCACGUCGGAGAUGUAUCCUCUUAAUUUAUGAAACGUUUAAGUGACGAUAGUUUUCCUCCAUUUCUUUUUCAAGACAGUGUAUAUACCGUGUGUAAAUGUACACAACCGUACAUACAGUUUACCACCCAAGCCACGGAUUACAAAGUGAAAGAAAACUGAAGAUUCUUUGUUAAAAAUGCCAAGAAUUUUUGUUGAAAUUUUUCCGUGUUUGUGGAAGAUUUUCAGAGAAGAAAUAGAAGACUUUUGUUGUCUAGAUUUUUAUACAGUUUAUAUAGUGAGCGUUGCCAUCUUCACUCUGUGGCUUGAUUUGGUGGAAUUCCUAGACUGUUAUUUGCACAACUCCAGUAGUGGAUCAUUAUUUCAAUCCAUGCAUACAACAUUCUUAUAAAUGGUAGAGUUUGCUCAUACUGAUUCUAAAGUUAUCUAAGAUAACUGAUCUGUUGAAUAUAUGAUCCAUUGAUGGGGAGGUGAAGAGUGACUAGUUUAGUAAAUUUAUUUUUAUAAAUGCCAAGAUGGGUUGUGAAAGUUCCAUGGUACAUGAAUUUUAUUCUGAGGCACAGAAGAAUCUUUAAGUUUGUGGAAAUUGCUUCAACUGAUAUUCAGUCAUUAACACCAUGUAGUUGAACAUCUUUUGGAUCUCCCUGAAUAUUAGGAGUAGCACUUUCCCUUUACAAACCAUACUUGCUUUAUUCAGGCUUAGAUUUUUUAUUCACAUUAUGAAUUACAUGUGUAAUAGAAUUCAUUUAUCAAGGGCUUUCAUAUGACCCUUUCCAUGGAGAAGCUUUCAUAUGUCUGGAUAUUCAGUCCAUCAUAAAAUAAUUGCAUAACGUUAAGCGAUCAAAUGUUGCAGUGCAAGCAAUACUUUGUGUAUAUCAUAAUUACGUAAUCGAUAUUGAGGAUCUCUUACAAACUGUGUCGUGUAAAUAGAUUUGUACUUGAGUUCAAAACUGAAAUGAGCAAGGUGUUCACCACAACUUUGUAUAAGUUCAGAACUUGUAAAUAGUUCGGAGUGAUAUCGAAGUGAUUACGGUGUGGUAUUGUCGAAGAAUACAAGUGGCGUAAGGGACAGUUUUUUUUUCCGCCACAAUUAUAUUUAUAAGUUAAUUUCAUUAUGGAGGAAGAAAUGCUUCAAAACAGUGCGUUAACAAGUGAAAUAUGACAGUAGUAUGAAGUUAUUAAAAAUAUUGUGUGAUGGAGUAAGGGAGAUAACUUUUCACAAGGUAUGAAAGUAUUAUUUUUUGUUUGUUCUAAUUUUAUUGUGAAAUUGAGCCAGAAGAUUAGGAUUGAGUUUGCGCUUCAGUAGACUGCCAAAGCAAAGAUGGCGGUAUCUCCUGAAAAGAGUGAUGUGAUGUAUUACAGUUGUGCUGUUUAUCAGCGUGGGUAAAAGAUGUACCUGCUUUGAAGGAGAUCCAAAAUGUGAAGGUCAGUUAAGCAGCAGCUUCCUUUUGUGAAGUAAGCCUUCAGAGACCAGCCAGAAGAUAUAAAUCUAGUACUGGCUGUGAUACGCUGCGUUCCCUGUUCUUUGAUCAGGAAGUAUGCUAAGCAAAUGCAUCUCUUCAACUUUUGUCAUAAGUACUAACAUUUCUUCCAUGCAGAAACUACUCUUUCUUCUUUUUCUUUAUUCAGGGCAUUUGCUGUAGCAUAGGUUUUGAUGAAUUUCUAUAGGAAGUGCACAAUUAUAUUUGGCCAUCCAUUGAUAUUGAAUUGCUUACUCUGCAAAUUGCAUAGUACUAUCUUCAAUAACUUCUUCCAAAAUUAUAGUCAUAGUGGCAUAAACAUUGGUUCAGGGUGUGGCCCUCCUGAACUGAUUGUCAUUGAUCUAUAUUCUUUAAACACUUUUAUGAAUUCUUUAUUUUAUGACUUACAAUUUUUCAUACUAACACAGGGGCCACUGAGGUGGGAGUGGGGGGAGGGAACGGGGUCACAUUGAAAGAAAGUAAAUAUACAAAACCAUAAAAUAUAAACUUUUUUUGGUAUAGUAAAUUGAUACCCGUAUAUUUUUGGCAUCAAAACUUGAAAAUUGGCUUAAAAAAAUUCAGAAAAAAUGUGUGAGGGCACCAUAAAUUUCUUUUAUUGAUGGAGGCAGUUUCACAUGUUUUAAAUAAGCAUUUAGAUUGACAUAAUUAUGAAAAUGCUGCGUUCAUCUAGGCUUCUUUCAAUGAUUUGAGAGUUGCAGUGUGACCAAAUCAUGUAGCAACAUGAGAUUUAUAAUGAAACAGUCCUGCUUAUCUUACUACCAACUAAUGUAGCAGUAACUAAUAAGUUAAUAACUGUUCUCAAAUUGGGAAAUAUACCCUUGAGAUGCAGAAAUUAAUGAAAAUGAGGAAAACAUGAAGUGCCAGUCAGUUGUUGACCACAUUAUGCACACUUUUGGCCGUGCCAUGGUCAGUUCAAUUAAUUAUGGUGCAAAUUUUUCAACAGAUGCAAAGUUCCCAAUUUUUCCAAGUUAUAUGUGUUUCAGUUCAUAGCGAAUAUUUGUCUUUUACUUCAUUGAUCUUGAGUCAUUUACAGUAUUGCAGCUUUGUUUUAAAAGAUUUUUACAUUGUGUGAAUUCAGUUCUCAGAUUUGUUGAAUAAUUGUCAGGCUUAUUGAUAUGGGAAUUGGAAUUAUUUGAAAACUUCAGACACAUGUAAUGAGAGAUUUGGAUUUGAGAUGUUUCUAAACAAACUGCAAGCAAUAAUUUGAAACAUUUGGCAAGAAAAAAAUAAAUCAUGCUCUUCACAUGCA